AUGGCAAAUUGUUUUAUUCAAUUAGUUCGUUUAAUUGCAAUUAUUUCUUAUAUGCCAAAAGAAAGAGAUACAAUUGCAUUUCAAAAUCAAUGCAUAGAAAUUAUUAACAAUCAUUGGAAUGAACUUGAAGCAGAACCAUAUAUUUUACAAUCAAUGGGAUACAAAGAUAAAUUAUUUGUACAAACUCUUAUUGUUCAAAUUAUCAAAUUUAAAGAAAAAGAAUUUUUAUACAAAGUUAGAUAUGAUAGUCAAAAUGAAAAUGAUAUAAGCAAAGACUAUGAAGAUAAAAAUAAUAGAGAAUUAGAUGAUGAUUUAGAGAUUCCUAAUCAUCAAGUAGUAGUUCUUGUUAUUAAUAACAUUGUAGAUUUGCAUCAUCAAGCGUUUAAUCAAGUAGAAGAUUUGUAUAUCUCUAAUAAAGACAAUAUCAAUUCCGAUAUUACUAUAAAUGAAGAUUAUGAAUUUAAUUUAGAAGAAUUAGUUCAAGAUCUUGAAUAA
Messenger RNA from Dentiscutata erythropus, 495 nucleotides. Lineage: Eukaryota; Fungi; Glomeromycota; Glomeromycetes; Diversisporales; Gigasporaceae. The record is from the annotation of a GenBank genome assembly.